CGAAUGUGUUUCAUCUGUUUUGGACCGUUCGAAACUUUUAAUUGAAUUAUAUUGAACACGAAAAGCGUACAAAUCGUCCGCAUUGUUUUGCAGAAAAUUUCGACUCGCAGCCAUCGACGACAGGAAUUUUCGUAAUAAAAAUCCCGCAAACUAAAAGAUUCGAGUUCUUGUGCCUUCGCAAAUUUUAGUGAUUAAACUGACGCUAAUUUGUUGAAAAACUUUAACCGCAAAGUGUCCGCAAAUAGAAAUUGAAAACUGUGCAAAAUGUCGGAAGUUGAAACUGCUGUUAAUCCCGCCACCACAAGCGCCGAGACGGAGCAGGAGCCGGAAAAGACCGUCACCCAAACGGUGGACGAGGAUGAGGAUAUGAAGGAGGAGGUCUCCGCCGAAACGGAGAAAAUGAUUACCGAAACGGUUGACGAGGACGGCGACGUGGUCGAGGAGACCACUGAGGUUACGCGUAAAACCAUUAAGCGCACCAUGAAAAUAACUGAGACUUCAUCGACAACCAAGACCACCACUCUCACUACGCCUGCCAAAUUGUACGGCAAGGAUUUGAGCGAGUAUGAUGAGGUUGACGUUGAUGCUCUGCUGGCGCAAUUGUCACCGGAAGAAAUCAAUAUUUUGGCCAAAGAAGUCGAUCCCGAUGAUAAUUUCCUGCCACCCGAUCAACGUUGCAGUUAUGAAUGCGCCAAAGAUCCCACUGGUCCGUUGAAUCGCAAAAAGCUUAUCGAGCAUAUUAAUAAGCAGGCCUUAGAAACACCCGAUGAGCCCGAAUUUGAGCCGUACGUUAAGGGUACAGUACGUGGCAAGAAAUGGGUGCCACCGCCAAGAGAUGAAAGCGAAGUUGCCGCUGAGGAACAGAUCGCCAUCGAUUUGGGUGAAGAGUAUGAGCAUGCGCUGAGCGACGCUACACAAGAAGAAAUUAUCGAUCUGGCUGCUAUUCUUGGCUUCCACUCGAUGAUGAAUCAGGACCAAUAUCAUGCUUCUUUGUUGAACAAAGGUCAGCCAGUUGGCAUGGGAUGGGAUGGUAUUACAAAGUCAACUCAACCAAAAUUGUUCCCCAUGGACCCACCAAAUAACACAGAUGUCGAAGAAUCAAUUAAACGCGUAAAAGAUAACGAUUCAAAAUUGAUUGAACUGAACUUAAAUAACAUUAAGAACAUUUCCGAUGAGAAAUUGGAACAACUUUUCCAAGUACUGCCUGAAAAUGAAAAUUUGGAAGUUCUUUCCUUAACAAAUGUCGGCCUUACCGACAAGACAGCUCUCUUAUUGGCUGAAGCAAUUGAGAAAAGCAAAACCUUGAGAGUAUUAAAUGUUGAGACGAAUUUCAUUAGUCCGCCUGUUAUUGUGACCUUAGUGAAAGCCCUGCUCAAGUGCCGCACAAUUGAAGAAUUCAGGGCCUCCAAUCAACGAUCCUCAGUGCUCGGUAACAAGAUCGAAAUGGAAAUAACCGAAUUAGUGGAAAAGAAUCCAUCAUUGCUCAGAUUGGGUCUGCAUUUGGAGUUCAAUGACGCACGCCACAGAGUUGCCGCACAUUUGCAGCGCAACAUAGACAGAAUAAGAAAAGAUCUUGAGUUACGUCUGCAGUUCAGAUUUUUCAAUAAUCUGCACAGAAAGUCAACAAGAAUUCAAUAAAAUAAUGAAUGAUCUUAAUAAAGAUAUAUUUAUAUGUAUAAUGAUUGAAGUAAAAGAAAAUAAACACAAAAAAAACUAUUUACUAAAUAUAUAACGCACUCGUAAGUUAAGACAAAUAAGUACCGCGUUUGAUGCAAGCAAAUGAUAGCGAAAAGAAGACGUGCAAACGCCGCAAGGAUAACAAGCCUAUAUAUUUAUAUAUAUAUAUACCUAGAAAGAGUAAGAGAAAAGCUAAUUCGUCAUUAAAAGAUGCUGCCGACUAUAUCAGACCAUAAUAGCGCGGCUAGCGAGUUAACUUCUGCACAAAAACGCUUAAUUUAGACUUUAGCGCACUUUUGCACACACAAAAAGGGCGCGAAUUUAACAAAGGAUAUGGCGAAAAAGUUCCCAAAUCGAAUAUAAAUUAAAAAUUAAACUAACCUCGUUGAAAAUCAUAAAAAGAAUGAACAACAAAAAUUCUGAGAAAAGGAAAAAGUCAAAAAUUACAGUGCACAGUGUCUGCAAAACAACGUGAAACACACAAAAGCACACAAACACUAAAUAUAGACAAAAACUAUAAAUGAAAUCAAGGAAGAAAUAUAUUUUAACAAACAAAAAAAAAUAAAAUACUUAGGUUUACGUUAAAUCAUAUUCAUAAAUGCAUAAAUAAAUUUCAUACACAACCCACAUAAAAUAUAUGCGAGGUGUAUGGCGAAUGAAAGAAGCCGAUGGACUUAAAGAAGACGAAAGCUGAUAUUGAUAAUGAUUUAUAAAACAAAAACGAAGUUUCGAGAAAUUCAAAAUGAUUUCUAGGAGUAAAUAUUUAUAUAAUAAACAAGGAAUUAAACUGCGAUUUAAAUUAUUAAGUGAAAUAUUAACUCUCCCAACCUAAAAAACAAAAACUCACCACGUACUCUGUUGAAGCCCAAAGGAAUAAUAGCAGACCUCAAACAUAUAACACGAAUACCACAACAACAAAACAACAAAAAACCGAACCAACCAUAAAAUGUGUGAAAGCAUAAAUCCUUAUAACUUUACUUACAAAAUAGUAAAAUCAUGUAUUUACUCAUAAUUCAAAAUAAUAUCGAUAACAACAAAAAGUUUACUCAUAAUUCAAAAUAAUAUCGAUAAGAACGCAAACUGUAAACAAAAAUGCCGAAAAAAUAUAGUGAAGCAGCUGUUGAACAAAUCGAAUCCACCGAAAAACCUGUGCAUCUACAUAAGUCUGUAUGUACACCGUAUACGCUGUGACUGUCGUUUGGCGUGGAUGUCAAGCGCAAAAAAUACGUGUAAAUCGCCUCAACCAGCGUAAAUAAACCGUGUGAACCGACCAACCAACCAACCAACUAGCCACUUUGUUGUUCACCUUAAUUUGCAAAGCCAACCGUAAACAAACAGAAAACCUCUACAAUAUACAUACAUACAUAAUUCUCUACUACUUACAUAAUAUGUGUGUUGUUGAAACAAAAAAUAAGUAGAACAAAAAACUGAAAAUUUUAAAACUUUUUUUGUACUAUUGAAUGAAUGUUUGUAAAUCAUGUUAAAGCAAUGAAAACAAAAACCGAAAACCACCAAAAUAUAAAAUUUGCUCGACUAAUCACUUGCUCCAUCUACUACUGUGUUACUCCAACUACAAUUCAACUGCCACCACCACCACCACAUCACCAUGACCUCAGCAGCCACAAUAUCAAUUUCCAGAAAUAUAAAGGGUGUAAUCAAGCGAGAAAAGUCCCAUUGAAUGAAAUUGUGCAAAAAAGUGGCCGCCUACGACGUUUGGGUCACUUCAGCCGCAACUACACUGUGGGCGCUUGGCAGUAGAAGGCAUGCAGCGCACAGCCGCAACAGAUCAAAGUGGAAUCGGAGCGCAGCAAGCCGUGGCGCUUAUUUAUACACACAUACCUAAUCGUACGACUUCAAAAAGCAAAUAACUAACAUCAAUUAUAAUCCUAGACUACUUGAAUGCUAAAGUUACAUAUGCAGUUACAGCAUUUAUAAUUCACGUGUAUUAAAGUUUGUAAAAAAACGCAGGCACCAAUGCAUGGACACUAACACCAGCGCAAAGCUCGGAGCAAACUGCACACACACGCUUUAUUAUUCUCAAUGAAAAUGCUUAAAAACAUGCAUAAGGGUAUUACGUAACAGCCGAUCUGCAAUAAAAUAUAAAUGUUUGUUUGUUUUCUUAGCUUACCUACACACGUAUUUGCGUAUAUACAUACA
Messenger RNA from Bactrocera tryoni, 3834 nucleotides. It is a transcript of the gene tmod, whose product is annotated as tropomodulin. The record is from RefSeq and is a predicted model, not a curated record. Lineage: Eukaryota; Metazoa; Arthropoda; Insecta; Diptera; Tephritidae. Gene Ontology annotation, cellular component: myofibril. The transcript has 11 exons. The coding region runs from base 265 to 1638 and encodes 457 amino acids. Gene Ontology annotation, biological process: myofibril assembly; pointed-end actin filament capping. Gene Ontology annotation, molecular function: tropomyosin binding.